ACUCAAAGGGAGAGAGGCAAGUAUGGUGUAUAUUUUACAAUAAAUAUGCAGUAAUUUGAAUCGUAUGAUCUGCAGAGUUGAUUUAUCGAGUGAAAGCAUGUCAGGACAUCUGGAGUUUAUUACAACUAAAAACACAGCCUGUGAAGACCUGCCUUUUCAGCAACUCCAUCAAAUACAGUUCAAGAAUUUGAAUAACAAACAACCAGUUGCUUCUGGACUCCAGAUGGCUCCAUUUUAUCAGACUGACAUUAGACAAGACAAGAAGGGGGUUCUCUCUAAACAAGACAGAAAGAAAUCAAAGUGGAAAUAUACAUUAUGCUUUUGUCUUUGGUAACUGUAUUUCUUUGGCUUGGAAUGGGACAAGCUCAAAGGACAACUCCUGAUUUUAUUAUGGAAUAUUUUCAGAGACAACUUCAGGAGCUUGAGGGACGACUGAUCAAAUGCGAGCAAAACUUCCAGCACUUCAGUCAAAGGAUGUAUGACAUGUCCAAGGAGAUACAUGGCGAAAAAAGCAAGAUGAAUGUACUGAAAUCAGAGGUCAAAGGUCACAUUGACACCUUUGCUAUGCGUUUGGACCGAGUGGAGAGAGAUGUGGAAUACCUGCAUAAUAAGAUCCCUGACACCGUUCAGGUUGAUAUUGAGGACUCGCUGAUCGAGCACCAGGUGAAAGAAGCCAAACUAAAAAAGACAUCUGUAAUCCCUAAGGGCAAAGACUGCAGUUCAGAGGUUGUGGGUAUCAAGUCUCUCAAAAUCGUCAAGAAAGCAGGCGACGCCAAUGGAUCCUGGAUGAAGGAUCCAACAAAGGGUUCUGCUAAGAUUUACUUUUUUAGUGGCACUCGAAACAGUACAGUAUUAGCAUAUACCUCUCUGAAGACCUUCACCGAACCAAACUCUACCAAAAAAACAGAAGUUAUCCGUCUUCCUUUUCCCUGGCACGGAACUGGCCAUGUGGUCUACAACGGCUUUGUGUACUACCACAGCGCAGACACCAACAAUGAGAUCCUGAAGGUCCACCUCAGCAACCGUACGGUGGUUGAUCAGUUGCUGCUUCCUGGAGCCGGCCGGAUGCCGGCAUAUUCCCUCAAUCCUCACACUCUGCUGGAUCUCGCUGUAGAUGAAAUGGGGCUCUGGUCGAUCCAUGCCGACCCAGACUUUGGCGGCAACCUGGUGAUCACCAAGCUGGACCACAGUAGUCUGGCAGUGGAGCACACAUGGGAUACCAACUGCAAUAGCCGUGAUGCAGAAGCGGCUUUCAUAAUCUGUGGAACCUUAUAUGUGGUCUACAACUCCCACUACGGUGGAAGGUCCAGCAUCCAAUGCGUGUUUGAUAUCCAUGACACCAUCUACACAGAGAGCAUUUCUGUGCUGUUCUUCCCAAAGCGUUACACCAGCCACACCGCUUUGCAUUUCCACCCAAAGGAUAAGCAACUGUAUGCUUGGGAUGAUGGCUAUCAGACCAUCUAUAAGUUAGAAAUCAAGAAAAUAUAAGAUAGGUCAGUUCUACAUAAUAGUUACAAUGAGGUCCUUUUAGCCAGCAGUGCUUUUUUUUCCUUCCCAACCACAUAUAAUCUUCUUGUAAUUGAAUGGAAGGCACUUUGUAGUUGUGCCAGACUGUCAUUUCCUGACAAACAAAGGACUCUUUGACCUCCUCGGUUCAGUCAGAGAACCCCAAGUAUCAUAUCUGCACUCUUUCUAUGAUUUGAGACGGUGAAAGAUGUUUAUCCAACAGCAGUCGCCUACUCUAUAAAAAAAAUAGAGAUAUAUGACAGGAAUAGCCUGUCUGCAAUGCAUAUGUCUCUUAAAAAAAUAUAUCUUGUUUGCCUUUCAAAUUUACAUUAUUUCUGAGGUGGAGGGGGAUCACGGCUUGAAAUAAAACUAUAAUGUGCACCA
This is a messenger RNA of Cyprinus carpio (common carp), 1890 nucleotides long. It is a transcript of the gene olfml1, whose product is annotated as olfactomedin-like 1. The record is from RefSeq and is a predicted model, not a curated record. Lineage: Eukaryota; Metazoa; Chordata; Actinopteri; Cypriniformes; Cyprinidae. Gene Ontology annotation, biological process: signal transduction.